GAUACAAAUCUACAAUUCAAAAUGGCACGCAUUUCGCUUGUAUUGUUGUCACUAUAUAUUUGGAGAUUAUAUCUAAGAAAAUAAAUGCAAAACACUUUAUGGUUUUAACUUUAAUUAAAAAAGGACAAUGUAGUAUUGGUUUAUAUCUUAAAGAUUGUUUGGUGAAUAUGGUUAUUUUAGUAUACAAGCCGGUGAAUACUCCAGUUGUUCUGAAAUAAUUCUGAAUUCUUCACAAUUUUUAUGAUGACUUCGGUACAGGAAUUUUCAUGUAUAUUUUGCAAGGAAGCCUUCGAAGAUAAAGAGACAUUACAAGAACACUUCAGGAAGCAUGGAGAUCCGAAAUUUGAUCAAACUGCAAAAGCUAAAGUUCGGAAUCAGAACGAAUCGCCGACGUCCAUUGAUACUGCAAAAGACGACAAUGAAAUGGUUUCAUGUGAUGUAUGCCCCGAAGUGUUUCCCACAAUAUCGAAAGCGAUAACUCAUAAACACAAAGUGCACCCAGACCAUGACGCCAAGUAUUUUUGCCCAUGGUGUGGCAAGCUGUUCACUUUAAAGGUAAGUGUAAUUUUGGAUCUUGCUCACGAUGAAAUUGUUACGAGAAACGUUAUUAAAAAUUAUCACUGCUCAUAAUGUAAUGAAAUCUAAUUAGAUUGAUUUUGUUUAUUAUUUUGUUGAAUAUCACAAAAAUCCAUCUCUAUGUAAAAAUAUUAUUAUCAAAUAUGCAAGUAAAAUAAUGUUCUCCAGGCCAAAGUUUGGUCACGGCGAACAGUAUCAAUAGAGACUAGCUAUCUGUGCAGAACCAGAUUUAAUAGUGUAAGAGUGUGUAAAAGCACUGGUGCUCUCUCUUCCUUCACUCUUAUAAUCUAAUGGGAUGGCUUUCUGACAUGACUGGAGAGAAAUCAGAGGCACUAGAGGUGAAACACUACCAACAUCCUGAUUCCAGGUUGAUAUGGAGAAUUUCUUGACAGAAAAUAGUAUAACUGUUAACUGAUAAAAUGAUUGAUUUAAAAAUAUCUGAUUUAGGCCUGAUCUGAGAUUCAAACCUGAGACUUCACAGUUAGCAGUCAUACUUAUGACCACUAGGAAAAUGAGGCAGUUGUAGCAGUGUAGCAAGGAUAAAUCAGUAUAGAAAACCCUUAGUUUUGGGGAAUAGUGAUUAAACUGAUAUUUUGUUGCUGUGACCAAUUCGUCGAUAAAGCUGCAAAAGGGCGAACCUCAAUUUUUCAAAAAAAUACAGGAGAGCAAGAAAACAUUUAUUAUUCCCCGAUUACUAAUUUUUUUCCAUUAAAAAAUUAAUCUUAUUUGUAGUUUUCCAUUAAGUCUAAUAUAUUUAAUUUUCUGAUGGAAAAAAGUUAGUAAUGAGGGAAUAAUAAAUGUUUUCUUAAUCUUCUAUAAUUUUUCGAAAAAUUGAGGUUCACCCCUUUGCGGUGUCAACGACGAAUUUAAUAAGUAGUAUUUUUUUUUAAUUUUAUUAUUUUCAUAUUACCAUCUCCUUCAUCAGCUUGCAAAGUUCACGGUUGGACACCAUUGUAGGUAAGGUUUGCCUUAACUGUCAAACUUGGCAGGCAGAUUGACAAUUGCAGUACCAGAUGUCUCACCAGUUUGAUGCAGUUGCAUGUUACAAAUCUGGAUAUUUUUCAUAUGGCAUAAAUAAUGCAGUAUAUCACCAUCUAUCGAAACCCAUAAAUUUAUUCUGAAAAUUCUUUAUUGUCACCCCUUAUGACACCUAAGAGAUGAAAUGGGGUAAUCAAUACUCUUAUGCUGCCAUCACAUGGACAUAUUGUUGUACACUAGAGCUAUACUAGAAUUAUUUUGCACGUGAAGUUUGGGUCACAAAUCAUUGGAGUAUUUCGCUCUCUCUCCCACUCACGGGCUUCAGAGGUGAGCAUAGUGAUGCGCAUUAUUGAUGUCGAUAAGCAUUAUUGAUAGUAUAUUUAGUUUUGUCAUUAUUUGGGGUUAGUGAUAAAAAUUAAAAAAAAAUAGAUAAAACAACGUAUUUAUUAAAAUAAGAAUAAUAAUGAUUUAAAAUAAAUUAUUAAUUAGGUCUCUAUGUAUUAAAAAAACUAUAAGUACAAAUGUUUGGAAUGUAACAAGUUAUAUUAAAAAUAAAUAUAAAUAUAAAGAUAAUAACUUAUAUCUAAAAUUAAAUUUGUUGUUAUCGAUAAUGGUGUUGUGCCUGCUCAACAUGCUCACCGCCCUAGCCGGGCUGAGGCCGAGCUAUGAUUUAUGACUCCAACUGCACGCACAAAAUAAUUUUACUAUAGACUUUAAUUUUGAACCUGCCAUUGUUAUAUAUUGUUAGGAUCUUCAUCAUCUAAAUUGCCCAUGCUCAAAAUAAUUCCUGACAUUUUGUUGAAAUUGAGUAUUUUCCAUGGACACCCUUAAAAAAGGGAGAUAGAAUUAAUUAAAUACUUAAAUAAUUACACAAAAAAAAAAACAAGUGUGAGUGUCGUGGAAUAAACAUAUUAUAUUAUUGAUUAAAAAAUAUAAAUAAAAUUAAUUACUAGCGUCUAUUAAAAUGAAGCAUCAUUUAAAAUAGUAUUUCUUUCAUGGCAAGAUAAGAAAUAGUGCAUGGGAAAUGGAUAUUAUUCCAUCUCGCUCACACUAUAGAAAGGAUGGAUGAAUAGACAUGAUGGAAAAAUCUUACACUUUCUCGCCUAGCCCCAUCCGUGAAAUUCGUACAGUGUGAUAAGGAGCUUCAUUACAAAAAAAUUACUUACCAUAAUGUAUGGCAGUGAAAAUUGGGUGUGGUGAAAGAAGCAUGAGAGUAAAAUGAAUGCUGUAGAAAUAUAGGCUUUACAAAGUUUGUGUGAUAAGAAAGUGUGGUUUGCAAGAAGAUGUGUCUAACAUUAAGAAAGGAAUGUUUCGGGGUUUGGACAGAUGAAAAGAAUGAAUGAGAAAAGACAGAAAAAGUCAAUUUAUGCUGCAGAAAUCAGUGGCAGAGUCAGCAAGGGUAACUGUAGAUUGAAGCUUACCAAUUAAAUUGGUAAUAUAUUAAAGUUGGGCCAAAACAAGAGUAUCCUUAACUGAUGAGCAUGUAUGCAUAGAUAUAUGGAUGUGAAGAAGUAGGAGAGGCAUGUUAGGUUAGGAUUUUUUUUAUAGAAGAGGGGGCAUACGAGCAUGCGGCUCACCUGAUGUUAAGUGACUACUGCCGCCCAUGAACAACCGCAACACCAGGGGAAUUGCAGAUGCAUUGCCAGCCUUUUAGAAAGGUGUAAGCUCUUUUCUUGAAGAUCCCUAAGUCCUAUCGGUCUGGAAAAAUCGCUGGUGGUAAACAAUUCCACAGAGAAGUUGUACGACGAAGAAAACUCCCAGUAAAACGUACAGUCGUGACCGCCAAGCAUCCAGAUGGUGGGGAUGGUAUCGAGAAUUUUGACGCGAUGUGCGUUCGUGAAAUUUGGCGGCAGGAAUUAAUCCGAACAAUUCCUCAGAGCACUCCCCGUGGUAGAUGCGAUAGAAAAUGCAAAAAGAUGCAACAUGCCUACGCAGCGCCAGUGAAUCAAGCCGAUCAGAAAAAACUCGUUGAUUAUUCGAACUGCUCUGCGCUGAAUGCGGUCAAGUGGAAGGAUCUGGCAUUGGGGUGCCCCUGCCCAGAGAUGAGAACAGUAUUCCAUGUGAGGCCGGAUUUGCGCUCUGCUGAGCACGCCAAGCUUUAUAGAGGCCAAUUUGGCCUUCCCUUCCAAGUGAACACGAAACUGCACACUAUUCGAUAUGUCGACGCCGAGGAUUCCGAUGCUAGCUGAGGCAGCAAGGGGAGUGCCUUGAAACUGAGGAGAUACGACAAAGGGGUUCUUUUUAGCGGUAAACGCGCAAACUUGUGUCUUCUGGGGUAUUGAACUGUACUAGAUUUAGUGGCCCCCAAUCCAAGACUUUGUUCAGCAAAGACUCUACUUUAGACACAAGUUUGUCCCGGUACUCGGCGACGUUUUCCCGAGAAAUAUUAGCACGGCCGGUAUGUAAGGCAUCACCAGUGCUGUCGUCUGCAUAGCAAUGAAUGUUACCAGUUUGCAACAUAUCAUUGAUAUUCAGGAGAAACAGCAUUGGUGAUUGUACGCGCCUUGUGGAACACCAGUGUUAAUAGGCUUGAAAUCAGAGCAUGCACUGUCUACUACGACCUUGAUGCUCCAAUCAGCAAGGAAACUGGUGAUCCAUUUUCACAAUUUCUCGGGAAGCCCAUACAAGAAGAAUGUCAUUAUGUGAGGAAGAAAAGAAGAGAAUGGAUUCCUGAGCUGAGUACUCAACGCAUAGAAUUUGGAGUUUCACACUUUAAUACCCACAUUACG
Parnassius mnemosyne (clouded apollo) is the source of this 4283-nucleotide messenger RNA. NCBI's taxonomy places the organism in Eukaryota, Metazoa, Arthropoda, Insecta, Lepidoptera, Papilionidae. The record is from the annotation of a GenBank genome assembly.